AACUGCAUUCAUCCCCCAGUUGUUUUCUUUGAGCCACUGUGGCCAAGGAAUAUGCAUUACUCAUGCAGUGAUCAGAAGUAAGAAAACAACUGCUGCAGCCUGCAAGUAGAUUUUUUCUUGUUUUGGCAGAGUUCAGUUUCAAACUGCUGUUUCAGACCAAAAAGUAGAAGUUGUUGACUUUGGUUCCAUUUAACCCUCUCAUGCUGAGACAAAUGCAAUUAAAACACAUAGGUACAUAAAAUUUCCCGGGUACAAAAAGGAGCAUGAUGCUGGGCCAAUAAAAAAUCCUUCAGGGGCUGUUUUACUCGGCACACUUACAAAUGAGUUAGUUAAUAAUAUCACUGGACAGAAGAUGGAUAUGAGCCAAACACCACUUUUUUUCCUUCGCAAACACAGAAAGCUACAGGACUGGUCAUUAUUGCUUUUAAUUCUAACCUCCCCAUCUGCUGUUACUGGAAUUGUUUGAAUGAGCCUCUUUUAAAUUCCUUUGUGACAGUCCUUGAACAGGAGACCAAAGCGCAGCUUUAGAAUAAUGAAUGAAAAAGGAUAGAGUUAUCUUAAGCUGCAAAAGCUAAGUUUAGAACAUGAGAGGCUGAGAGCUACCCCUUGCAGCAGUACUACCCUCUGCCCCUUCCCAUUCAUUAACGCGGCACAAGCUCUUUGCUAAGUAACAGGCCUGCCUAAAAAUAAAUUAAAAAAAAAAAUACCUUAUAAGGAAGCAUUCUGUGAAAGUCAACUCCUGCUGUUUUUUCUACAUGCCCAUUCCAUUCCCUUGAAGGAACAGAACAACAGUUUCAACAUGCAUCGUCCUUAUCCUUUCUCCAUUCUUAACUUCUGCACCGGUUGUUGGCCAAAAAUAAACACCAUUCCACAACCAUAUAUGAGCAACAGCCUUCUGGUGAUCCCAACGCCUUCCAGCACUGCCAUCAUUCCAAUGCCAGGAGACUGUCAGCUCCCGAGCACGCUGCAGGGGCAAUGCACAUAACCCAGCUGAAUCGGGAAUGCCUCUUGCAUCUCUUUUCCUUUCUGGACAAAAACAGCAGGAAAAGUUUAGCAAAAACAUGUCAUAGAUUGCUAGAAGUGUUUCAAGAUCCUGUGCUUUGGUCUCUACUGAACUUUAAUUCUCCAGUGGAACUACAGAAGCAUAACUACCUCCUGGGACCUGCUUUAAAAUACUUGUCCAUCUGCUGGUAUUCAGAGAGAGUCAAGGUGUGUAACAUUGAGGACUGGAUGAAAAACAAUUUCCAGAAAGACUUCUGUAGCAGGCAUGAGAACACUGUCACUGAUUUUUUACUAGAAGUUGGCAACAGAUGUCCAAACCUGCUAUCUCUGACCCUCUCAGGAUGCGGCCACGUUACAGAUGAUUGCCUCUUGCUUCUCCUCAAGAACUGCCCGAGCCUCAAGACACUCAAACUGGAAAACUGCGCGCGAAUCACUGACCGGACGCUGGAAGCAGCAAUCCUCUAUGGGGGAUCACUGCAAACGCUGCACGUGGAUUUCUGCCGGAACAUAACACAGAGCGGGCUGGAGAGAGUUAAGGAAAAACGUCCCUCGGUAGCACUGAGAGCAGAGAGAAGUGCUAACAUGAUUCCAGACAGUAAGCCGGAAAAAAAGUUGGCGUUUGAAAAACUGUCCAGAAAAAUGGCUCAGCUUUAAGUUAUAUGGAGGGUUGAUUUCCACUUACCUCCGGCGUGGCACUACUUCAGCUACCCAGGGGUACUCUACUGCACUCUGGUUUAAGUCCAAAUAAAUGGCUGAAUGUUUUGUAAAAGCUUCACUGGAAAAAGGCAUGAGUUUUCACACCUUUUAAAGAAAGAACACCUCUGCUUUUGCUGUUCCUUGAAAUUGGAAAAAUCAUGUGUUUAUGUCACAUAAUGCAGCAUUUAAUUAGUCAAGUCUAAAAAUGUGAAUUGGAGAAAAGCAACAACCAGAAGACCCUUCACAUUUUCAUUAUGACAGAUCAUUUUGGCAGUAAGGUACAAAAAGGAAUUAAACUAAGUCGUCAAACACAGUAAAACCUUACUUACCAGCAACCAUGAACUCCAUCACCAAGUCAAAAAAAAGGGUUACAUCACAGAUAUAAAUCAAAUUUCCAGUGGAGAACACUACUGCUCAAUAUCACGCUCUGUUCUUAUCAGUCCCCUCUAAGCAUGACAGACACCUGUACUGCUGCGCUGCAGGGCAGGUGGCUGAGCCACCUCUACUUACAUUUAGCAUUUAAUGCUUUAAGCAUAUUGUGUUCCAUGCUUCAUUAACCUGCAAAGGAACUGAACAAACACAUUGUCACACACCUGUUCCUACCUCUGAUACGUAUUUCCUAUUGCUGCUACAGUCAUACACAUUUCAUCCAGUGCUAAAAAGCAGAAGGGAAAUGGUGAUGCUUUGAAACAGCUCACAGCCUACCCUGCUGCACAGCUCUGUCAUUAGCAAGUUACAAGACUGAGCUGCAUGCAUUUUUUAUUCUAUGUAUGUGUGCAUACCUAUAUAUAGGUAUAGAUGACUAAAACUACAGUAGAGAUGACUGACACUACAGAAUGCAGAUACACACUGGUAAUACUUUUCUUUUUCUAUACAAAGAUGUUUGCAUAUAUAAAAUACUCAAACGGAUAUAAAGUUAUAAUUUUCUCAGAGUGUCUCCAAUGGACAGCAGAACUGAGCAAGUGCAUUCUUUACCUUCAAAUGCAAUUAUGUCUGAGAAGCACUAUGCAAUAAGAGUGAACGCAAUUCCAGUCUCACUUUCAUGUCUGAGCAACUGAAAAAGCCAAACAGCAGACUGAAAGGAACAUGUGCACAAUGCCAUGACAGUGAAAACAAACAGUUGGAUAAAAUAAAAAUAAGCAGUUAGGUUGAAUCAUGCUAAGACAGAAUAUGCAAAGGACAGGGGUAAUUUAAAAAGGAACUGCCCUCAACUGUUCAAUGAACAUCCAUGUUUACAAACAUCAGCAUCCCCUUUUACCUAAUUGCAAAUUGUCUCCAAAAAUACCCUCAUUAUCUGAGAGCCAAAACACACAGUCUGUGCAAAACUGAAUUCUGAGGUACAGUUCUAUUACCUUCUGUAUCUGACUGAACACGCUGGCAAAAUGAUGAAGGAUAAAUGACAUAAAGGAGGUCCAGUAUACAGUACUUUCUGUAGUGCAUAUAUAUGUAAAUAUAGAUAUGUACAACACCUAGAAUUUAAUUCAAGAUGUGAAUAUACUCCUCCACAACACAGCGGUGAGAUGCAGAACUCUCAGUCCAAUUUGAAACACGAAGCAGCAGGAAACUACACCUGCCUGACUUCAGAGCCCUGGCCCUCUUUCUCCCAGGACUGUUAAAGGGCCCGUCUGGAUGUUUCAUGCUACAGCCUGGUUCUUGCUCGUUGCUGAAGAACCUUUUGCCUUCUUUGUGAGCCAACAGCAAGUCCCAGCUGAAGCAACUUCACCAGAUACAACCUGGAGCUGAGAUUCUUUACAAUUCUUUACUCAUCCCUUUGAGCACCGUCAGGUGGCACCAAUACACCAGUUAGUCUUGGACAACUGGGAAGUUUCCCUCGUAAUCCCUGCUAACCUGCAGCAAUCACAAGCAAUAGGAAUGUCUGCAUUCUUCUCCAGACUCAAACAGUCAUGUACCAGGUGAGUUGAGGUUAAUGAAUUCUCUCCCCCGCCAUGUGGUCCCAAACACCCUUAGCAAGGGAUUCCAGCGAGAAGGAGGGGAAGUCAGGCCAGGGCAGCAGAGAAACACACCCUUCUCCUCAGCCCAGUGACAUCAUGUUCCUGAGCACAAACAGUAUUUGCAGUUGGGCACAAAUUAUGGUUGUGGUACAGAGACUGAAGAGGAUUAUCUUCCACAGUGCUCCCCUAAGACGGCAAAUAAAAGUUUCUUUGUAACAGUACAUUGCUGCCCUAACCAAGCACGAAUGUUACCAAAUACUGCUGAUUAUAAUACAAUUACAGCUGCAGCAGAUACCAAACGUGGUUUACUAAAAUCAAAGGCAGAUACUCGGAAUGUAUACAAAAUCCACAGCUUCAACCACUAUCCUGCCACCUUCAUUUAUUGGCACUCUGUUUCUGAGUCACAGUGGCUGUGUAUUAUUACUGUCAACAAGGAAUACUCUGGAAAAGUGUCCAAAUGGAAGUGGAGAAGGAAUCACAUACAACUUUACCUUGUAUUGCAGCACACGGUAUAAACAGUGGUACACCUGAACACGUCCUCAAAGAUAUGAAGAACGCAGGGCACAGUCCUACCCAUCACACAGUAGAAGAUAAACAUUUCAGGGUGUUCCAAAAAUCACGUCC
Phasianus colchicus (ring-necked pheasant) is the source of this 4274-nucleotide messenger RNA. RefSeq names its product F-box and leucine rich repeat protein 22 (gene FBXL22). Gene Ontology annotation, molecular function: protein binding. Lineage: Eukaryota; Metazoa; Chordata; Aves; Galliformes; Phasianidae. Gene Ontology annotation, cellular component: cytoplasm. The record is from RefSeq and is a predicted model, not a curated record.